This is a messenger RNA of Chlamydomonas reinhardtii, 7268 nucleotides long. RefSeq lists its product as uncharacterized. Gene Ontology annotation, biological process: intracellular signal transduction; protein phosphorylation. Gene Ontology annotation, cellular component: cytoplasm; nucleus. The record is from RefSeq and is a predicted model, not a curated record. The transcript has 10 exons. Gene Ontology annotation, molecular function: MAP kinase activity; ATP binding. Lineage: Eukaryota; Viridiplantae; Chlorophyta; Chlorophyceae; Chlamydomonadales; Chlamydomonadaceae. Bases 578 to 6196 code for a protein of 1872 amino acids.
AUAAGUUGCCUCAAAUAGUUCAGGACAUCAGAGCUCAGUCGCUUUGCUCGCGACCUUGCGACAGUCAAUUGUCCAUGGAGUCGCGAAGUCGCUUCGCGCUCCGGCUGAUAAUGAUCCGGCACCUAUUUGUAAUCAGUAGGUUUUAUCAAAUACUAACAUGUGGCACUCGCAGCUUGCGCCAGUAUGAUACUGAGUUUGGUGGGAACGAACUCAGCCCAAAACCUUUUUGCAGCAACUUCGCCACGCUCGGUGCGAGCGACGAAAGCCUUAGCCAGAUAAACGCGCAAUGCAUUCACCACAUGAGUUGGCGGCGUGCUCCAAACUUUCAGUGACCCAUGUUGCGUGUUGCGGUGGUUAGCCGCACGACCCAGUCGACUAUACAAAAUUUCGUUCCCAGUGAGCUUUUAGUUGAAUACAAGUCUGAGUGAGAAGGCAUCACAUCAUUGCUGCUUGAAGUUGAGCAGCGGACGCCGCAGAAGCAGCGCUACUCACCAGCACGCAUUCAUUAGAUGGAAGCUCACGCAGUUUGCCUUCCAGGAUUCCAGGAAGCACGAUAGCUUGAAGGGCGGAUACAGAUAUGGAGCGUUACGAGUAUGUUGGUCAAGCCGGCAGCGGCGCAUAUGGUCAGGUGUGGGUGUGCCGCGUGCGGCCGCUGCCGGAGGGGGAGCAGGCCAGCGAUGGUCUGGUGGAGGGGCAACUCGUGGCGUGUAAGGUGUUUCGACAAGCACACACGGACAAAGAGAUCAUGCGCCUGGCGCUGCGGGAGGUGCGGGUGCUCAAGUCCAUCAACCACGACAACUGCGUGAAGCUUCUCGACGCGUUCAAAUCCAAGACCGGCAAAGUGUAUCUCAUUUUCGAGUACGUGGAGGGCUGCGCCUAUAAGGAACUGUGCACCUACCGCACCGGCCUGCCGCCCCGCGCACUCAAGCUGCUGGCGUUCCAGCUGUGCCUGGGCUUGAGGUACCUGCACGGCGAGAAGAUCGUACACCGCGAUCUGAAGCCCAGCAACAUCCUGAUUGAUGACGUCGGGGUGGUCAAGAUCUGCGACAUGGGGUUUGCCAGGUUCACCAACUGCGCGGACCCACGGGAUGCGGAGCGGCUGUCCACCUACGUGGUCACACGCUGGUACCGCGCCCCCGAGGUGCUGCUGUCACUGGACUACGGCCCCCCGGCGGACGUGUGGGCGCUGGGCUGCACCGUGGCGGAGCUGGCCGUGGGGGAGCCGCUCAUGCCGGGCACCAGCACGGUGGACCAGCUGUGGCGCAUCAUGCGCAUCUUCGGCUCCUUCCCGCCCGCCAUGGCGGCGCGCCUGGCCUCCGACCCGCGCCUCGCCGCCUUCCGGCCCGCGCCGCGCGGCCGCAGCCUGGCCGCCCGCCUCGCAGCCGUCGGCCCCCGCCUGGUGCAGUUCCUGGAGGCCUGCAUGCAGCUGGAGCCGAGGGCGCGGCCCACCGCAGACGAGCUGCUGAGGCUGCCGUACUUCUUCGAGGUGCCGAGCCUGGUGGCGGGUACGCCGCUGGAAGGGCUGGUGGCGAGGGAGCUGGGCCCACACACGCACCUGCUGCACGGCGGGGGUGGCGGCGGCGGCCAGGGGCCGCCGGGGCCGCGGCCGCAGCAGCAGCCGCAUCCCGCGGCAGCGAGCGCGGGGCUUCGUACAGGAGCGGCGGCGGCGGCGGCGGCGGCCCAGGUGGCGGGGGCAGAGGUCAGUGCUGCGAGGCCGGUCGAGGCCCAGGCGGCGGCGGCGGCGGCGGGACCGCCGGUGGCGCCGCCCGAUGCGCGGCACGGAGCGGCCGUGACGGAUCCGGGAUACAUCUUCGCCCAGCCCGAUGACGCGGCGGCGGAGGCGGCGGCGGCCGUGGCGGCGGCGGCGGUUGGCGUCGACGCCGCCGAUGUCGACGUGGAGAUGCAGGAGGUCACAGCUGCCGCCACCGCCGCGGCGGCGGCCGCCGCCAUCGAACAGGCGCGUAGCGCAAUGCAGCAACAGCAACAACAACAGCAGCAGCAGCUGGCAACACGUGUGCUGUCGGAUGCCGGCACGGGUGCAACGGGCCCCACUGCCGUCCCGGCGUCACGAAUCGGUGCCGUGCUCAUCCCCGUACCAACCUCGGCCGCCGCCGCUGCCAGCUCGGCCAACGUGCGCGCGUCGUCGGCCGUUGCCGACGUGUCGGCGAGCCUUUGGGCGGAGCGUGCUGCGGCGCUUGGGCCGCCCAGCGGCACCUACGUGGGCAGCCUGGUCGCCGACGCAAGCCCCAACGCCACCUCCCUUGCCGCCGCGCAGCCCGCAGCCAAGCCCGGACAGCCGGGUACGCCCGAGGGCCACGCGCCGCCGCCGGCGUCCAAAGCCUCUACAGGCCCCGGGGCGGCGGCGGAGGCACACCUGGCAGCAGCGGACGCCGCCGCCGCCGCGGCUGCUACAGCCGACGCCGCGGCUGCGGCGGCUGCGGCUGCUGCUGCGGCGGCGGCGGCUACAGCCGGCGGCGCGCCGAUGCGGCCUCACCUGUUCCUGCUGCCACAAGAGGGCGCUCCGGGCAGUGGCGGCAGCGGCAGUAGCAGCAGCACGGACAGCAGCCGGCACUACGACCGGGACAGCCAGCGCGACCUGCUGGGGCGCUCGCACUCCAACCUGAGCUCGUACGCCGUCGGCGCGGCCGUCACGGGCCCCAGCACUGGCGUCAGCGCCAGUGCCAACGUCGUGGAGGCGACACUGGGCCACCCCGGCCGCCGCGACUACGGCAGCCUGACGCCCGCGGACCUGGCGAUGGCGGCGCUGGAGGUCCCUCGCGGCUCCCAGGGCAGCAACGGCGUCCACGGCGGCAACGGUGAUUCCGUGUCUGUGGGUGGUCGCGGCGGCGGCGGAGGCGGCAGUGCGUCGCUUCGCGCCGCCGCCAUUGCCGUACUGGCGGCGGCGGAGAAGCUGGAGGUGGCGGCUGGCGGCGCCGCCAGCGCUUCGCACAACGGGCAGCAGGUGUCGCUGCAGGGCUGGGCGGCGUCGCGGGCUGGCGGAGGCAGCGGCCCAGGCGCCGGCGGCCUUUCAGUGCCGGGUCCGGCGGGGCAUGUGCUGGGGGCGGCGGCGCUGGCGAAGGAGGCACUGGAGGGAGGUCAGGCCAGGGCGGCUGGACAGCCCUUUGCAGAGGCGGAGCAGGUGAUCCAGGAUAUGGUGCGCGCGAAAGCGGCGCAGCAACUGGCGGCAAAGUGUGGUGGCGGGGCUGGCGGCGGUGACGGCCCCGACCCGACCCUUCCACUGGAGCGCAGCGCUGGUGGCACGGCAGCCGCCGUGUCGCCCCUGGCUGCACCUGUGGGCGGCGGUGUGCGGAAUCCGAGGGGCCGUUUGCUGCUGAACGAGGCGGAGGUGGAGCGCAUGAAGGCAGCGGGGCAGCAGCCGUCGUCGAUCGGCAAUGUGAGCGGCUUAGCCGUCCAGGAGCACAUGCAGGCGCAGCAGCAGCCGGCGUCGGGAGCUGCGGAGCCGCCUGCGUCGCAGCAGCAGCAAGGUCUGGGCGCAACGGCGGACGCCUCCGCCCCUGCCGUCAGGCGGCCGCCGUCGGAGGUGGACUUGUCCGCCGCCGCCGCGACCAUGGCGGCGAUGGCUGCCGCCGCCGCGGCGCUUGGCAGCCCGUCUGCGGCCCAGCUCCUGCAGCAGCAGGCUCUGUUCAGCCGCGCCAGCACCAGCACCAGCAGCGGCAGCUCUGAGCAAGGCGUGCAGCUGCCUGAAGGGACCACGCUGGCAGACGUAAUGGGCCGCGGCGCCGCCGCCGCUGGCGGCGCGGCGCCUGCGGCGCCGCCAGCACCGCCGCCGGCGGCCGCUGGCCGCGGCCGCGGCCCGUCGGGCCAGGCCGCCGUCGGCGCGAUUGUGGACCUUCGGGCCCUGGCGGCGACGGAUGCCGCCGCCGCGGCUGCCGGCUCUGCCGACGGCGGCACUGGACCUCGCGUGUUGUCUGGUCUGGUGCCGACCAUCCUGCCGGCCGUGCAACCACAGCCGCAGCGGCGGAUCCUGCCGACCAGCUCGGUGCCGCUGCAGGUCGGCGGAGGCGGCGCCGGCAUACGGCCGCAGACCGACAGCGGCGCCGCCGACGGGCCAAUGCAAACGGCGGCGGCGGCGGCGGCGCUGGGCGCCGGCGGCACAUACACCGGCGGCGGCGGCCGCCCCAUGCACCCGUUCAUGCGCGCCGCGCUGCAAGGCCAAGCCAGCCGCAGGGCUGCCGCCGCCGCGGCGGCGGCCGCUGGUGGCAGCACCAAAGUCCUGAGCCUCAGCGGCGCCGCCAACCCUCGCCUGUCUGGUCAAAUGUCGGGCGAGCUCCACAACUUCCUCUUCACAACCUCGCCUGGCGGCGCCUUCGCCAGCGCUUUCGCCGGCGCCGGCGCCUCCGCCGGCGCUGGGCCGUUGCAGCUGCCCGGCGGCGGCGCCAGCGGCCUGCUCAGCAACCAGCAUACCGGCGAGCUAGCCAGCGAGCUGAGUAGCACCUACCUGGUGGGCCCCAACGGCGAGCUCCUGAUGGAGGUGGGGACGCCCAUGGGCGCGCCGCAGCUCGCCUCCGCCAUCCCGGGGCUGGUGUACCCGCACCGCCGCCCGCCGCCGCUGUCGCGCAUGCCCUCGCACGGCAUGCUCAGCACGUGCGGCUCCAUCGUCAACAUGCCCUCCGGCACGCUCUCACCCUCGGCGGCGGCGCUGUACGGCAUCGGCGGUACAGCCAUGCACGCGGGAAUGCUGCCCGGCGGCGGCACCAUCAGCGGUUGCGCCGAUGACGUGUUCAACAUGAGUCCCAACCUGCCCGCGCUACAGCUGCCGGGAUCGCCGUACCACAGGGAUGUGUACAGCGGAAGCGGCGGCACCGGCGGCUCGUCGGCGGCGGCGGCUCAGCUGGCUGCCCUGCAGCGGCGCACCAUGGACGGCCAGCAGCGCUUCGCCAUCGCCGCGGGUGUGGAGGCGGGUCGCGUCAGCUACAACGGCAGCGCCGGCGGCCUGGCGCCGGCUGGCCGGGCCGGCAUUGCCGGUGUGCCCCCUGGCGGCAGCAUGCGCCGCCUAAUGAAGCAGGCCGGCGCCGCCGCCGACCCGGCGAUAAGCUCGUCGGCCGGCGCCGUCGGCGCCGGCGCUGCGGUGGCGGCGCUGCUCGCGCGCAACGCCGCCUCGGCGGCGCAAACGCCCACGGCGGCGGGUGCCGGCGGCGGCGGCGGCGGUGCCGGCAUGUCGGCGCCGCUGGUGAAGUCGGCAUUCCAGGCCGCCGGCAGCGGCAUGGGCUCGCCGCGUGAGUCGGGUGCGCCCAACACCGCGUGGGCGUGGGAGGCGCGGCCGCCGCUGGAGCUGCAGCUGUCGGGCGGCGGUGCCGUCGUGAGCCCGCGCGGCAGCGGCGGCCUGUCUCCUCCAGGCGCCGCCGCCGUCGACACCGACGGCACGCCGCGCUCGUCGCGCUCCCUCCGACUCAUGGCAACAAACAAGGCCGCCUCACACCGCCUGUCCAAUGCCGGCAACGCAGCGUUUGGCGUGACGGCGACGGCGGUGGUGGCGACCGCCGCGUCUCGCAGCAGCCUCGGCGGGCCGGCCCCCGUGGGAUCCAACAGCGCCACCGCUACCGCGCUGCUGGCAGCGAAUGCCAGCAUGUCUCGCCUGGUUGGUGGCGGCGGCGCCAGCGGCAGCAGCGGCGGCGUGGGCAGUGGUCCUUCGUUGACGGCGCGCCUGGUGGCGCCCGGCGCCGCUGCCGCUGCAGGCGGCACGGCGGCGGUGCCGGCGGUGGGCGUGGACUCGCCGUCAGGGCCGCUGGCGCCGGGCAGUGGCGUGCGCGGCGGCGCUCCAGCCACCAGCGGCGGCAGCGGCGGCGGCGGCCGAGCGCUGCAGGGCUCGAGCGCAGGGUCGCCUGGCGGCGGCGGCGGCAGCAACAGCACGCGUGUACUACCCGCGCCGGCGGCCUUCCAUGCUUCUCAGGAGGAGGCGGCCGCCGCCAGCGCCGCCGCCAGCCGUCAGGCGGCAGCGGGCGCGGGCGCAUUGGAAUCCAUGGGUUCGCAGCACAGCAACGCUGGUGUCGCCGCCGCUGCGUCGCCGCGUGACGCCAGUGACGGCCACCGCUGCCAGGACUCGGGUCAGGAGCAGUACGGCGGCGCCGCCAGUCCCGGCGGGUGUGCCGUUGGCGCCGCCAAGGGUGACAAGUCGCUUCUGGCCCGGGCGAAGGGCAAGAUCAAGCGUUUGUUCUCGGCCCAGAGUAAGAACUAGAGGCGGCAAGAGAAGGCAGACGCAGGAGGCUGCAGGGUUGAUAAGGAAAGGGUAGGGCGGAAGCGACAGAGGCGGCCUGCUGCCGUUUGGGAGGCAGAGCAGCACGCGGCACCCAGCCGUACGAGGCGCACCAGCGCAAGAAGGAGAAGCAGGAAAACAAGGAGGAGGGAAAGGGAAGAGGUGGGGGGCGGGGGGGGGGGGGGUGCGUUCAGCACUAUCACUGUGGAAUGGCCUCAAAUGCGUCAGCCAGAUGCUCGGGGUGUGAUUACGGGGGAUAGGCCGGGGAAGGGUAUGAUACUACACAGUGGGACAGGGCCGGUUCCCGUUCCGGCGUUGACACUGGGACGGGACUUAGUGCGUACCGUAGCACUGAGUCCGGCCGAGCUUUCGGCUUUGCUUAAGUUGCAGAGCCGUCAAACAGUAGAUGUAUGCCUGCACAAGAUCUGGGUGUUUGAUUGCGGGGCUCAAGACGGACCUUGGUGGCUUGGGUGGGGAAAGGUGGCCGGUUUUUGCGGCCCUGGGGCUGUGGACCGGGGGCUUCCUGUUCCUUGAAACUCGACUACUGUCAUAUGACGGAAGUUUGAAAGUAUAUCCAGUUAUACUCACGUAACCGCGUGCGUAAUUGAUGCGUUCAGGUUGGAUCCGUACGCAUGCUUUUCCUGGGCAAAACAAUAUCGCACGGCCGUACACGGCGGGGUUGCGACAGGUGCCCGAACUGAUUGGGUGGCCAAAUACCAUAUGGAUGUGUGCCGAGCUACCGAAACACCGCCCGCUGCAUGAGAGCGGGCCGAGUGCAGUCUGGUCAACGAUAUGAUCGCGUGUAUCACGCUUUUAUAUUACAGCAAGUUCGUGCCUCAGCGCCGUGAACGACCGCGUGGGUGCUACGCACAGAACGCCUAGCUGAGCCGUGUAUGCUGAUGAUAUUGAAUAAUGCGGGAUAUUAAAUGAUGCGGGAUACUCUCACUGAAAGGUAGAUGUGCAUCUCGACAUGUAACCCGUAAUGAUGCGUUGUGUGGGCGGAGCGCAGCUCAGCGCAAUGGUGUCGUGAUUCACAUUCUCGGCGAGGCCGCUG